GAAAGAGAGAAAGAGAGAAAGAGAAAGAGAAAGAGAGAGAGAGAGAGAGAUAAGUGGUACCUCUUCUCUCUCUACUACUACUAUUACUACUACUACUACUGCUGCUACUACUACUACUAUUAAGCAAGAUGUCUUCAGGAAUGGACAGUUUAAUGACCCAGAUUGGAACAGGAAAAUGGAGCAUCUUUCACUUCUUCGCCUUGUCGUACAGUAACAUCCUCAUCACACCUCACGUCUUUGGCCGGCCCUUCCUGGCGCCCAAACUUGACUUCAUCUGCACAAGUAAUAACUAUAACACUACUAUGGCUACUACUACUACUACUACUACUACUACUACUGCUACUACUACUCUUACUAUUGGUGCUGCUACUACUACUAUUGGUGGUGCUUCUAACUUGACUGAAAUUGAUCAUUGCUACGAGGCUGACCAGAUGACACCCUGCAGUGACUGGCUCUUCGACACCUCCACCUACACCUCCACCAUGACUGCCGAGUUCAUGCUGGUGUGCGGGCAGGAACACCUCCGGGCCACGUACCAUAGCGUGUACCAACUCGGGGUGCUUAUUGGUACACCUGGCAGCGGGUUCCUGGCUGACAAGUAUGGACGCAAGCUGAUGUUAACACUGAGCAGCAUCGUGUACAUUGUGUUGUCGCUGGUGACGGCAUGGCUGCCUCAUGUGGUGUCCAUCCUGGUGCUGAGGUUCAUAAUGGGACUGGCGCAAGGGGUAGUGAUGCUGGUGUCAUAUAUACUUGUGAUCGAGAUAGCAGAGCCGCGGCGGAGGACCUUGCUUGGCCUGACGGUGUAUCUGAUCUGGUGCGGCAGCGUGGUGGCGUGGGCCGGCCUGGCUUACGGCUUGAGGGAGUGGCGCUGGCUUCAGACUGUUGCCUCCCUGCCUGGCGUGCUUCUUCUUCCCUCUCUCCUGUUCAUAGACGAGUCCCCACGGUGGCUGGCGGUGCGGGGCCGAUACCACGAUGCAUACAGAGUGCUAAGAAAGGCAGCAAGAUGGAACGGCGCCACCAUCCCGAAGGAGACAGAAGUGGUGUCGCUACUGAAGGAGGAGACAUGUUCGGAGGCCAAAGAGAGUGAGUCAGAAAGGCGUGGAGUGAGGGAGAUGCUGACGGCGGCAUGGCAGUUGAUGGCAGUGCUCUUCAGAACACCACACCUACGAAAGAUCAGCAUUAUUACCUCUAUGAACUUCGCCCUGGCCUCAAUGGUGUAUUACGGCUUGUCCCUGAGUGGCGAUGCGCUUAGUGAUAACCCUUUGUGUAUAUGGCGCUGUCCGGCCUAAUGGAACUGCCCUCGUAUACUCUCACUGUGCCUGUAUUGGAGAAGGUUGGCAGGCGGGCCCCUCUGUUGCUUGCUUCGCCUUCUGUGGUGUGACUCUCAUGCUUCUUGUUGCUAUUCCAGCUGAGUACACCAAGGCAAUAAUGGGACUGGCGCUAGUGGGAAAGAUGACCAACUCAGCAGCCUUUAUGAUCCUUUACUACUACACCAGUGAGCUCUUCCCUACCGUGGCUCGCUCCAGGGGGAUGGGCAUGUGCGGGGCCCUCUCUCGUGUUGGCAGCAUCAUAGCGCCUUAUAUACUGGACUUCGUGGGGUCGUCACGCCCCUGGGCCGCCUCGGUGGUGUUCGGCGGCGCCUCCAUCAUCGCCGCCGUCAGCACACGCCUUCUGCCGGAGACCAGGGGCUCGCGCUGCCAGACACGGUGCAGCACAGCGAGACACACCACCACCACCAGGAGCCACCACCACGCCCUCUCCACCACAACACUCACCACCACGAGUUAUUACCAAUGUCUGAUUCCUAGUAAAAGACGUUCCUAACACUACCACUGCCACUACUACAACCACCACCACCACCACCACUACUACUACUACGACUACCACUACUACUAUUAUCACUGCCACCACCACUACCUUAGCAGCAGAAAUUACUAUACAGCCCAUUCCUAACUGAAGAAUUCCCUAACACUACUACUACUACUACUAAGAUUAGGUUAGGUUAGGUUAGGUUAGGUUAAGUUAGGUAAGGUUUCUAAAGGAGUGUAUUCCUUCUACUACACCUUCAGCGCCUUCAGGAGAAAACACACACACAUACACACACACACACACACACACACACACACACACACACACACACACACACACACACACACUCUAACACCAAAA
Messenger RNA from Portunus trituberculatus (swimming crab), 2169 nucleotides. Its product is annotated as organic cation transporter protein-like. Gene Ontology annotation, biological process: transmembrane transport. Gene Ontology annotation, molecular function: transmembrane transporter activity. NCBI's taxonomy places the organism in Eukaryota, Metazoa, Arthropoda, Malacostraca, Decapoda, Portunidae. The record is from RefSeq and is a predicted model, not a curated record. The transcript has 11 exons. Gene Ontology annotation, cellular component: membrane. Bases 129 to 1289 code for a protein of 386 amino acids.